CACACGGGCCGCGCGGCUCGCAGGCGAGGCGGCGGCAGCGGCGAUGGCCAAGGCCGGGGCGCUGGCGGGUCUGGUCGCGGGUUUGCAGGGCCCGAGGGUCGUCCCCAGUCCGGAUUCGGACUCAGACACAGACUCAGAGGACCCGUGUACUCGGCGCAGCGCAGGCGGGCUGCUCCGCUCGCAGGUCAUCCACAGCGGUCACUUCAUGGUGUCAUCGCCGCACAGCGACUCGCUGACCCGGCGGCGCGACCAGGAGGGGCCCCUGGGGCCCGCCGACUUCGGGCCGCGCAGCAUCGACCCUACACUCACCCGCCUCUUCGAGUGCAUGAGCCUGGCCUACAGUGGCAAGCUGGUUUCUCCCAAGUGGAAGAAUUUCAAAGGCCUCAAGCUGCUGUGCCGGGACAAGAUCCGCCUCAACAACGCCAUCUGGAGGGCCUGGUAUAUCCAGUAUGUGGAGCGGAGGAAGAGCCCCGUGUGUGGCUUCGUGACCCCCCUGCAGGGGCCUGAGGCUGACGAGCACCGGAAACCAGAGGCCGUCGUCUUGGAGGGGAAUUACUGGAAGCGGCGCAUCGAGGUGGUGAUGCGCGAGUACCACAAGUGGCGCAUCUACUACAAGAAGCGGCUCCGUAAGUCCAGCAGGGAAGGGGAUCUCCUGGCCCCGAAGCAGGUGGAAGGGGGGUGGCAGCCACCGGAGCGAUGGUGCGAGGAGCUCUUCACCAGCGUGGUGCCCGUGCUGCUGGGGGGCCCGGAGGAGGAGCCCGGCGGGCGGCAGCUUCUGGAUCUCGAUUGCUUUCUGUCCGACAUCUCCGACACACUCUUCACCAUGACUCAGCCCAGCCCCACGCCCCUGCAGCUGCCCCCCGAGGACGCCUAUGUUGGCAAUGCUGACAUGAUCCAGCCGGACCUGACGCCUCUACAGCCCAGCCUGGAUGACUUCAUGGAGAUCUCAGAUUUCUUCACCAACUACCGCCCCCCACAGACGCCUACACCUUCAGGCUUCCCGGAGCCCCCCAGCUUCGGCCCCAUGGCUGACCCUCAGGUCCUCAGCAGUGGGAUCCUGGGCUCGGAGGUGCCCUCUGCCUGCGCGGGCGUGGCCCACCUCUCGGGGCAUAACCGCCUGCAGGCUCGGAGCAGCUGCCCUGGCCCUCUGGACUCCAGUGUCUUCCUGAGCUCCGAUUUCCUCCUUCCUGAGGACCCCAAGCCCGAGCUCCCACCCACUCCCGCACCCCCACGCCUCCUCCAGUACCGCAGCCCUGCCAAGGGGCUUGGCCUGGAGCCCUGUCCCCCACCGCCCUUCCCUCCCGCGGCCCCGCUGCUGCCGCGCGCCCUGCUGCCGGAAGAGCCUCUCUUCUCCCCCAGAUUCCCUUUCCCUACUGUCCCUCCUGGCCCGGGAGUGUCCCCACUGUCUGCCCCCACAGCCUUCGCACCUACCCCCCAGCCGGGUCCGGGCCCUGCCCCCGCCCCCUUGCCCGUAGACCUUCUACCCUCGGGGUAUUCAGAGCCCCCGUUUGGGCCUCACUUCGUGGCGCCCCGAGGCACCCGGCCCAGAGGCAAGCCCCCUACCCCGUGCCCUAGGGGGCGAAAGCCCGGCGCCCCCACCUUGGCCCCAGCCACUGCCGGCCCCGCUGCCUCUGCUGGGGGCAACAACCCCUGCCUCACACAGCUGCUCACAGCAGCCAAGCCCGAGCAAGCCCUGGAGCCACCACCUGUGUCCAGCGCCCUCCUCCGGUCCCCAGGGUCCCCGCAGGAGACAGUCCCCGAGUUCCCCUGCACCUUCUUUCCCCCGACCCCGACCCCCACACCGCCCCGACCACCUGCGGGCCCGGCCACGCGGGCCCCUCCCAGGGCCCUGAUUGUCCCCAAAGCGGAGCGGCUCUCACCCCCAGCACCCAGCGGUAAAGAGGGGUUGCAGGGGUUGGGGGACUCUGCGGGCGGGAGGGAGGCGAAGGAAGAAGGGGCAACAUCCGGGGCCAGGAGGAGAGGGACAGGGCCAUGGGACCCUCUCCCCCGUGUCGGUCUGUCUGUGGGUCUGUCAGUCCCUGACACAGGUGGUGAGCGGCGGCUGUCUGGGGAGCUCAACUCCCUGCCGGGCCCGGGGACCCCGAGCAUCCGCAUCUCUCCCCCUCAACCCAUCCUAAGCCGGGGCCGUCCAGACAGCAAGACCGAAAACCGGCGCAUCACACACAUCUCUGCAGAGCAGAAGCGGCGCUUCAAUAUCAAGCUGGGGUUUGACACGCUGCACGGGCUGGUGGGCACCCUCAGCACGCAGCCCAACCUCAAGGUGAGCAAAGCCGCCACGCUGCAGAAGACGGCCGAGUACAUCGCCAUGCUGCAGCAGGAGCGCGCCGCCAAGCAGGAGGAGGCCCAGCAGCUCCGGGACCAGAUCGAGGAGCUCAAUGCCGCCAUCAGCCUGUGCCAGCAGCAGCUGCCUGCUACCGGCGUGCCCAUCACACACCAGCGGUUCGACCAAAUGCGAGACAUGUUUGAUGACUACGUCCGGACCCGCACGCUGCAUAACUGGAAGUUCUGGGUAUUCAGCAUCCUCAUCCGGCCUCUGUUCGAGUCCUUCAAUGGGAUGGUGUCUACAGCAAGCCUGCAGAGCCUCCGCCAGACCUCACUGGCCUGGUUGGACCAGUACUGCUCUCUGCCUGCUCUCCGACCAACUGUUCUGAACUCCCUACGCCAGCUGAGUACAUCUACCAGUAUCCUGACGGACCCGGACUGUAUACCCGAGCAAGCCACCCGGGCAGUCACAGAGGGCACCCUUGGCAAAUCUUUAUAGUGCUGGCCAGACCCUGCUGCUCACUCAGCGGGCCUGGGCUGCUUUCCCUGGGUGCUCCCCUCCUCCUGCCCUGGGUCCUGGCUGUCAAGCAGGGUUUCUUUCGAUCUCCUGGAAGCCAGGAAGAACUGAGUUCCAGUCCCUGCUCUACUAUAGCAACUAAUGCUGUAACCUGGGGGGCUCAUCCUCCCCCGGUCUGCAAAAUGGAGAUGGGAAAGCUUCAACUAGAAGAGGAUCCCGAGGCCUUAGCAGCUGUGGCGCUUGGGGGCCUAAGCUGGCAACUCAGGGAGUUUGAAAGAGAGAAGAGGACGAUGCUUCCUUGUCCCUCCCACCUGCUCCCCCCACAGGUCCGGCACAGGCCUCUGUUUCUAAGCAGGGAAGCAGAAAAGGAGGUUCCUUCUCUCUGCUCCUCCACUGGUAGCCUGGUGGGGCUGCCAGGUGGCAUCCCUGGGUGAGGUCAGGAAGGUCUGAUUCCAGGAGAGAGCGGGGCAGGGGGUGGCCAAGCCAGGGCAGGCAUCUGGUGUGUGAGUGUGUGUGGAUGCGUGUGUGUGGAUUUUGUAAAGCAUUCUUGACCAAUAAAAACAGAAACUGUCAGGGGCUUUUAGUGUGUCUCGCUCAGGGAUGGAAAGAGAGCGGUUGGCAGGGGGAGGUGGCCUUGUAGAAGGCCUCACUGGCCGUGAAGGGACCUUAGCUUGUCCUCUGAGCUGGAAGCCCCUGGAGGGUUUUGAGUGGAGGUAGAACAAGAUCAGAUGGAGCUUCUUAACAAGGGAGUCAAGGGUAGAAGCAGGGAGAGAUGACAAGACACUCAGUCUGGAAAUCCUCCCUCUUUGGCCCCGGGGAGGUUCAGAGAGGCUCACCACCUUCCACGUUGGAGAGCAGAGCCUGGACUCCAGAGUGGAAGUGACAGGGCCUUUCAUCCAGAAGGAGAACGCUGCCUCAGGGGGUGGUGACCACCCCACUGUGUGAGAUGCACAAGCAGAGGUUAUCCGACCAGGGAUUGAACCCGCACCCUCUGCAGUGAAAGCGCCAAGUCCUAACCACCAGACACCCAGGGAAUUCCCUUUCAUUGUUUCAUUUGACAAAUAUUUCCUGAGGGUCUACUGUGGAGUCUGUUCACCGCUGCACCCCUCUCCUCGUGGAGCUGACAUUCAAGCCAGGCGAGUCUGAAUCCUCUCACAUCCUCAGAAACCUCUGGAGAUGUUUGUGGAGGCGUUUACAGGCUAGAAACAGGAGGCUUUGACUUCUGGGGGCUUUGACUUUCCCUCAUUCAUGUAGAAUAAUAUGAUAACAUGAAUAACUGCAGUGUUAUCGAGUGUUUACCACGUGCCAAGCACGAUUCUAAGGGCUUUAUGUGUAUUUACUCACUCACUCAAUCCUCACCACACCUACCUCUACAGGCCUGCCAUGAAGACUGAAGAGUAAAUAUACAUAAAACUCUUACAACAGUGCCUGGCAUAUAACACUAUGGAAGAGUUAUCAAAAUGAUGACUACUGCCCCCACUUUACAGACGAAGAAUUGGGGGCAUAGAGAAGUUAACUAGCCCAAGCUUGCAUGGUUAAUGAGGUGCCCACCCAGACUGUCUUACUUUGGGGUUUCUGGUUUUAGCCACU
Hippopotamus amphibius kiboko is the source of this 4390-nucleotide messenger RNA. It is a transcript of the gene MLXIPL, whose product is annotated as MLX interacting protein like. Gene Ontology annotation, molecular function: protein dimerization activity; DNA-binding transcription factor activity, RNA polymerase II-specific; RNA polymerase II cis-regulatory region sequence-specific DNA binding. The record is from RefSeq and is a predicted model, not a curated record. Gene Ontology annotation, biological process: regulation of transcription by RNA polymerase II. Lineage: Eukaryota; Metazoa; Chordata; Mammalia; Artiodactyla; Hippopotamidae. Gene Ontology annotation, cellular component: nucleus.